This is a messenger RNA of Pistacia vera, 2414 nucleotides long. RefSeq names its product trihelix transcription factor GT-2. The record is from RefSeq and is a predicted model, not a curated record. The transcript has 2 exons. Bases 309 to 2156 code for a protein of 615 amino acids. Lineage: Eukaryota; Viridiplantae; Streptophyta; Magnoliopsida; Sapindales; Anacardiaceae.
UAAAAAACAAAAGAAGCAGAAGCAGCUUCUUGAGAUUGACAAGGAGAUCCUUUCCCUAUCCCUCUCCCUCUUCCACUCUCUGAAAAUAAUUAAAAAAAUUCACCAUAACAAUACAAUAAAAUACCAUCUUCAAUUCAUACAUAACAUAAAUUAAAACCCUUUUUAAGAGAAUUCACCUUCUCUUUCUCUUGCUUUUUUUAUCUUCUAUUUUUUUUUUUUUUUUUUUUUGCUUUUCAUUUCAUUUAUUUUGGAACUGUAAUCGCUAGAGCUAUAGCUACAAGAAGCUGAGCUUAGACAACUCCUAUCCUAUGCUCGGGGACCCGUCAGUAUCCGGCGAUGUUGCCACCAUCACCAACACCACCACAGGCACAGGCACAGCCGCAGCCACGGCCACGAGAGAAGAUUCUCAUGAAGCUGCUAAUAAUAUUGUUGGCUCAAAUUCAGGCGAAGAAGAUAAGAGUAGAGUUAAUCUUCUUGAUGAAAGUGACCGAAGUUUCGGUGGAAACCGGUGGCCGAGACAAGAGACUGUUGCACUUCUUAAAAUAAGGUCAGACAUGGACGUCGCCUUUCGAGAUGCCAGUGUUAAAGGUCCAUUGUGGGAAGAGGUUUCCAGGAAGCUAGCCGAGCUUGGUUAUAAUCGAAGUGCCAAGAAAUGCAAAGAGAAAUUUGAGAAUGUCUUCAAGUAUCACAAGAGAACCAAAGAUGGCCGAACCAGUAAAUCUCAGGGUAAAACGUAUAGAUUUUUUGAUCAAUUAGAGGCUUUCGAACAUCAUCAAGCUCCUUCAUUGCCGUCACCGACACCGCCACCACCGCAGCCACCAAAGUCUCAGCCAGUUCCGGCAGUGGCUGCAGCAUUUUCAGCGUCAAUGCCGGCGUCUCAUAACAUCACUAUCACUUCUACUGUUCCAUCAACAACGACAACAAAUAUCGCUCAAAACAUUGUCACAAUACCAGCAACAAGCCUGGCAAUUCCUUCUUUUCCUUCUACAAAUUUACCUUCGGUACAAGUAACAAACCCUGUGAAUUAUUCUUCUUUUCAGAAUAUUUCCGCAGAUCUACUGUCGAAUUCGACGUCGUCGUCGACUUCUUCGGACCUGGAAUUCGGAGCGCGAAGGAAAAGAAAAAGAAAAUGGAGGGACUUCUUUGGGAGGUUGAUGAAGGAGGUGGUGAACAAGCAAGAAGAGUUGCAGAAGAAAUUCUUGGAAGCGAUAGAGAAACGUGAGCACGAAAGAAUGGUCAGAGAAGAAGCUUGGAGAAUGCAAGAAAUGACAAGAAUUAAUAGAGAGCGAGAAAUUUUAGCUCAAGAAAGAUCAAUAGCUGCAGCUAAAGAUGCAGCAGUGAUGGCUUUCUUGCAAAAAUUAUCCGAUCAGCAAAACCCCAUUGCUGGGCAAGUACAAAAUAUAAAUAUUCCUCCCGUAAUACAAAUAUCUCAGCCACUAAUGGCAGCAGCGCCGCCACCAGCAGCAGUACCAGCUCCGCCACAGCUAGUAUCAUUGUCUCCAGCACUGCAGCCACUACCAUCGGCAACAUCAGGACCACUGGCACAGGCACCUACACGACAGGUAUUAAAUUUAGAGAUGUCAAAUGGGUCAAAUGGGGACCAGAAUUCCAUGGCAAUAAGCUCUUCAAGAUGGCCAAAAGUUGAGGUUCAAGCAUUGAUUAGUCUAAGGACUAAUCUCGACUCUAAGUAUCAAGAAAAUGGACCUAAAGGGCCAUUAUGGGAAGAAAUCUCAGCAGGGAUGAGAAAGCUAGGUUACAAUCGCAGUGCCAAAAGAUGCAAAGAGAAAUGGGAGAAUAUAAACAAGUACUUCAAGAAAGUGAAAGAAAGUAACAAGAAAAGGCCUGAAGACUCCAAAACCUGUCCAUAUUUUGAGCAACUUGAUGCUUUAUAUAAAGAAAAGAACAAAUUCGAUAGCUCUUCGAAACAAAUCAAGCCCGAAAACACAGUGCCAUUAAUGGUAAGACCGGAGCAGCAAUGGCCGCCUCAGCCUGAUCAACUUAGACACCAAGAUUCCGCCAUGGACGACAUUGAGAGUGAUCAAAAUGGAGAAGAAGACGACAAAGAUAUGGGAGAUGAUGAUGAAGAAGAUGAUGGGGGUGGCUUUGAAAUUGUACCAAACAGACAAGUUUCAGCUGUGGAUGCAGCAGAGAGUUAAUCCUAGUAGUGUCGGGUUUGCGGCGGCGGCAGCGGUGGUGGUGGUGUUGAAAUUUGGAUUUAAUUAUGGGGAGUGGGGGCAUGCACAUGGGGCUGUAACAUAUAGUCAGUGGGGAUUAUAUGUUUAUUAUUAAUUAUUUUUAUAAUUUAUUUAUUUUUUUUGGCUAAAUAAAUAAGUUGAGAGAGAGAGAGAGAGAGGUUCCACAGAACAAAUAAAGAAGAGACUAAUGUUUUGAUUGUAAUUUUUUUCUUUUUAUUU